Messenger RNA from Limanda limanda (common dab), 669 nucleotides. RefSeq names its product sperm microtubule associated protein 2 (gene spmap2). Lineage: Eukaryota; Metazoa; Chordata; Actinopteri; Pleuronectiformes; Pleuronectidae. The coding region runs from base 1 to 669 and encodes 222 amino acids. The record is from RefSeq and is a predicted model, not a curated record. The transcript has 6 exons. Gene Ontology annotation, biological process: spermatogenesis.
AUGGCAACUCGGACGCAUAAGCUUGCUCAACCCAAAGCCAACCUACUCAGUUGUCCAGACCGUCGUUCUGUUUACUGGCUGGAUGAGCUGCCACCUGAGAGGACUGGACCCCACACCAAGAUACACUUAACCCCUCGCUGUCUUUCUCCCAUAUGGGAGGUGAGUGAAUGGGCUCUCAGGGCUGUUCCAUCCAAGCGACUGUGUAGCCUGGCUCAGCCAAGGGCCCCUGCAGCUGGCUGGGAGCCGGAGCGCCCUCUGCUGGUUCCUUUAAACAGAGCGACGCAGACGGCGGUCGCCACUGCUCGGGUUUCCCAGCUCGCCCAGCCAAGGCGACGGCAGGUUCAGCAGAACUCAGGCCACAAAUCAAAACCUGUGUCCAUGACCCACCUGCCCCGCAGAGCGUCGGCACACACAGAGCUGCUUUCCACCCCUAAGCAGGAACACCGCGGGUUCGAGGGGGGGCGUUCGGUGUGCUGGCCCGUCUCCAGAGCGGCAAGAAGCUGCGUAGCCGGCGAGAGACUUCUCGAGCUGUCCAUUCCUAAAGAGAGGAAGGCUUUAUUCGAGGGAUACGACCCAUACAUCGUUAGUCGGGCGGCACGCUCUGCCAGCCCCUCGCCGCGCAUACAGGAACUCUCGUUGCCUCUGCCUCGCAAAUGUAGAUCAAAGUAG